This is a messenger RNA of Trichomonas vaginalis G3, 273 nucleotides long. RefSeq names its product protein of unknown function, DUF4106 family. Bases 1 to 273 code for a protein of 90 amino acids. NCBI's taxonomy places the organism in Eukaryota, Parabasalia, Trichomonadida, Trichomonadidae. The record is from RefSeq and is a predicted model, not a curated record. The transcript has a single exon.
AUGGAACAUAUGUGCCAGCUGGUGGAACUUAUAUACCACCAAACCCUCCAAGAGAAGCACCUGCACCAGGACUACCUAGAACAUUUACAUCGUCACAUGGACACAGACACAGGCAUGCACAACAACCAGCACAACAACCACCUCCACAACCAGCACAACAACCAACACAACAACCAGCACAGCAACCAACAGUUCAAAACCCUACACAACAACAACCACAAACAGAGCAAGGACAUAAAAGAAGUAGAGAACAAGGAAACCAAGAAUUCUUAA